Messenger RNA from Labeo rohita (rohu), 1447 nucleotides. Its product is annotated as C-type lectin domain family 4 member M. NCBI's taxonomy places the organism in Eukaryota, Metazoa, Chordata, Actinopteri, Cypriniformes, Cyprinidae. Bases 129 to 959 code for a protein of 276 amino acids. The transcript has 6 exons. The record is from RefSeq and is a predicted model, not a curated record.
CUUCACACAUUUACUGCAGUCCAGAUCGAUUGUGUUUACUUACUUAAGCUAGACUGUGAGCUGAAUGACACAGAAAAAGCAUUCAUCAGCAUCACAGAAUACUAGUGUUAGAAUUUAAACGAGCAGAGAUGUCUGGUACUAUUUAUGACAAUGUCAUCGGGACUGAGACUGAGGGAAUCAACAGAGAGAGAGUGGAGAUGACGGUGGAAAUCUAUGAUUGUGUGAGAGAUCAUGACUUCAGGACAGAGACAAACACACACCAACCACUUCAGCUUACAGGAAGUGAUUCAGUGAAGAUCAGAAGCUCCAGAUCAGCUGUAGUGUGUUUGGUGCUGCUGUGUGUUCUUCUGCUGACUGCAGUCAUAGUGCUGUGUGUCCACAUCCAUACAAACAACACAGAAGACAGAGAUGAGCUACUAAUAAAGAUCACCAACCUCACAGAAGAGAGACACCUGCUACUAAACACGAUUAAAGAUUUCAAAACUGAGAAAGAUCAGUUAGUGAUCCAGAAACUGGCAAAUGAAAAGAAAGAGUUACAAUCCAAGAAUGAUGAUCUGAUGAAACAAAGACAGCAUCUUCAUAAAAUGAGUGGAUGUACAUACUAUAAGUCUAGUAUUUACUUCAUUUCCUCUGAGAAGAAGACCUGGACUGAGAACAGAAGAUACUGUACAGAGAGAGGAGCAGAUCUGAUCAUCAUAAACAACAAAGAGGAACAAGAUCUUGUUAAUAAAAUGUCUGCUGGUGCUGAUGUCUGGAUUGGUCUGAGUGACAACGAUGAAGAGGGCACAUGGAAAUGGGUUGAUGGCAGCACACUGACCUCUGGGUUCUGGAGGUCUAUAGAGCCCAAUGGACAUAGAGGAGAGAACUGUGUGUUGUCUUCUUCAUCAGGAUGGGCUGAUUAUCCAUGUCAUUCAUCUCAUAAAUAUCAAUGGAUCUGUGAAAAGAGCACUUUAAAUUGAUUAAAUCACAUAUAAAUCACAUGUUUUUUUGUAAAUUAUAAACAGACAAAAAGGGUGUGGAUUAGUACACAGUAAACAUAUAUAUAAAACAUGUCUAGUUACACUGUAAUAGAUAAAUACGUCUGUUCUAUUAAUGCUCUUUAUUCAUUUUUAAUCAUUAAUAUUUUGCUCUGUGUUUAAGUGUCAGUGUCUGCGAUUGUCAAUCACUGUGACUAAUAUAGAGGAAGUAAGAUGCUGUGAUCAUUUUAUAUUUAAUCUUUUAGCAGAGGCUUUUGUCAACUGAAGGAAAGCACUGGGCACUUGUUCAAGACCCUAACAACAGAGCCGAUCCUCCCUCUAUGCAAAAUACACAAGCUGCGUAGCACCCCUGAAACACCACAGGGCCAUCUUGUUUUCAAAGAUGAUUUAUUUUUUGUUUCGUUUUUUAAGUGGACCAGCAGUUAUCAAAACAAGAAUGUUGAUUUCUUUUAAUGCGGUGCGUUGUCGUC